Talaromyces stipitatus ATCC 10500 is the source of this 1703-nucleotide messenger RNA. RefSeq lists its product as uncharacterized. NCBI's taxonomy places the organism in Eukaryota, Fungi, Ascomycota, Eurotiomycetes, Eurotiales, Trichocomaceae. The coding region runs from base 145 to 1488 and encodes 447 amino acids. The record is from RefSeq and is a predicted model, not a curated record. Gene Ontology annotation, cellular component: nucleus; cytoplasm. The transcript is spliced from 8 exons.
ACCUGUUGACACUAUCUACAAUUCUGAUCUGUCACUCUACUGAACAAAUCUUACCCCUGUUUCCUCCUCAAACCUUACAGGAACCAGAAUCACGAAUGCGCUGAGCUCCUCUUCGAACUAAAUAUACUUAUCCGUCCUUUCGUCAUGGAUUCCCCGGCUGUACCGGUCCCCCUCGAUCCACGAGAACAGCCAAUCCUCGAACGACUCCUGCGCACUCGAGACGCACUCUUAUUAUUGAAGCAAGAUAAAUCGUCUUAUAUCAAAUCUCGGGAUGUUCUUCCGCUAUACGAAGAAGUGAUCGGUCAGGUUGAGGGCUUGAAUGCUGUGCGGAAGAACCAAGAUCGUGACCGCCGAGUACCUCAUAGUAGACUUGACUAUGUACUCGACGAUUGCUUUCAACUCAUUUCCCUCCUCUUCCUCACAGUUGGCCGAAACAAUGAGGCUCCCGCGACAUACUCCCUAUCAACUACGGUUCUGCGCUUGCUCCACCAUCUCGAAGAAGCAGGAUUCUAUAGCGCCAAAGAUCUAGAAUCAAUAUCCCAGACCCUAGAUAGCAUGCGUGAAACCCUCGGACGUGGCAAAGAUACCCAUUCUCCUCAUCUUCUAGAACUUUUAGAGAGCCGAUUGGUGGAAUGUCAAAAAAUCUUUGAUAAAUUGCGCAAGGGUCUUGAGCAUCUUUCGCCCGAGCUUGUGAAAUAUCAUGAAACUUUGGUCUCGAUUUUGCGGUCUACGUCUGCCGCCAAUACUCGUUCAAAGUUCUCGUCAUCCGAAAUCCUUGACUUGCAAGAAGGAUUGAAGGAAAUUCAGAAUAGUACGAAGGAUGGCAACUUUGUUGGAUCCGAUGGGCAGAUUCUAGAGGGACAAGAGAAUGUCAAGCGUCUUUGGGAACGGUGCUGGAGAUGGACAGAGAUUGUCCUUGAACGAAAAGGUCGUAUUGACGAACGUUUCCAAGAACAGUAUGAUCGACUUUUCGAGAUUAGGAAUCAGCUAGAACGACUUUCCAUGACGCAGGCAUGGUCACUUCGCGAGACGGAUCUCUUCCAAUACCAGCGCAAGCUUGAUCGUAUCGAUGAGGCUCGCGUUAACGGCAACUUUUUGGAUGCUAAUAACCAGCCUGCUGAUCUGCAUACUCAACGAACGCUGCUUUAUUUGAUCCGCCGUAGCUAUGCUUAUAUCUAUGCACUUCUCAUUGCUUCGGAGCCAGUCUCCGAAGCCCUCUUACCAAUCUAUAACCAACUACAAACCCUACGCCGAUGUCUACUUGAAGUCAAGGACUCUGGCGGUGUCUCCAAUGCCCGCGAACUUUAUCCAUACAGCAUGAAGCUAAACUCAAUCGAUAACAUGCGCAUCGACGGAAAAUUCUACAUAGGAAACGAUAUCCCCGAAGGCCAAGGAAGCGUAAACGCUUUAUUAGCAGAAUGUUAUGAACUCGCGUACGAAUUACGAGCAGCCGUUGACGAAGAUAAAGAGGAUCGAGAAGAAUCAUAAAUCUUCUCUUUGAGUUAAUAGUUGAUAUGCCGUGGACGAAGAAGAGAAAACACAUUGUAUGAUAAUGAUAACUUUCCUUUUUUGCAUGAAGAUGUAAUCUUUCAUGGCUUCAGAUGAGAAUAAGGUUGCUCGACUGUCUAUUUUGCCUGGCUUCUCCCCAAUAACAACGAUCUCAACCGCAAGUGUAUAUCCAAGGCUAUUAGAUUGGGAUCAAA